Jaculus jaculus (lesser Egyptian jerboa) is the source of this 2032-nucleotide messenger RNA. It is a transcript of the gene Nudt3, whose product is annotated as nudix hydrolase 3. Bases 123 to 635 code for a protein of 170 amino acids. Gene Ontology annotation, molecular function: diphosphoinositol-polyphosphate diphosphatase activity; bis(5'-adenosyl)-hexaphosphatase activity; endopolyphosphatase activity. Gene Ontology annotation, cellular component: nucleus; cytoplasm. Lineage: Eukaryota; Metazoa; Chordata; Mammalia; Rodentia; Dipodidae. The transcript has 5 exons. Gene Ontology annotation, biological process: diadenosine pentaphosphate catabolic process; diadenosine hexaphosphate catabolic process; adenosine 5'-(hexahydrogen pentaphosphate) catabolic process. The record is from RefSeq and is a predicted model, not a curated record.
GCGGAUCUCUUCUUCGCUGCGCGCCGGGGACGCGCGCGCGUGGGGCCGUGCGCGGCACGCUCCCCCUCCCCCCGCCGCACCCCAUCCAAAGACAAAACCACGAGCCCUCCCGGUCCCGGACGAUGAUGAAGCUCAAGUCGAACCAGACCCGCACCUACGACGGCGACGGCUACAAGAAGCGUGCCGCCUGCCUGUGCUUCCGCAGCGAGAGCGAGGACGAGGUGCUGCUCGUGAGCAGUAGUCGCCAUCCAGACCGAUGGAUUGUCCCUGGAGGAGGCAUGGAGCCCGAGGAGGAGCCGAGCGUGGCAGCAGCGCGGGAAGUAUGUGAAGAGGCUGGCGUGAAAGGGACAUUGGGAAGAUUGGUUGGAAUUUUUGAGAACCAGGAGAGGAAGCACAGAACGUACGUCUAUGUGCUUAUUGUCACCGAGGUGCUGGAGGACUGGGAGGACUCGGUCAACAUCGGAAGGAAGAGAGAGUGGUUUAAAAUAGAAGACGCCAUAAGAGUGCUUCAGUACCACAAGCCUGUGCAAGCCUCAUACUUCCAGACGCUGCGGCAAGGCUACUCAGCCAACAACGGCACCCCAGUCCCCACGUACUCUGUUUCUGCCCAGAGCUCCGUGUCAGGCAUCAGAUGACUGCAGACUGACUGACUGUGAGAGCUGCGGCGUGGGAAGCAGGCUGAAGCGUGGGUCCUCUUUCUCACCCGCUCCUUCCACCCCCUCACAGGCCUCUCUUUCACAAGGCUUGGUGGGCAGCCGAGAGGGUCCUGACAGCGCUGCUGCUGGGUGUGGAAUGACGGGCCUGUUUGUCUUUCCUGAGGGUGGGCUGGGGGUAACUCGUGAGUACUUCGUGCAUGAUCUGUCCCUCCUCUCUGCCCACUCUACCCUUCUGAGCGAGGGGUUGCUUUGCCCUCCUUGGGUCCUGAAGUGUUCCCAUUCGUCUCAUCCAUCCCUAGCCAGACAUUUUCUCUGAUUUUUAAUUUUUUUAUUAAGAUACCCUAUGAGAUAAAGCUUCCUAAGAAUGUCCUGUGAUGUGCUUGGAGUCUGGUAGGCUGGUCACUUUCCCUGCAGGAUACAUUUAUCUACACAUUAUAUACUGGACAUAUAAUAUGUAAAUAAAUGACUUUUAGAAAGAGGAGCUUAAAUGUUUAAGUUUUUAAGGUUUUGUUUUUGUUUUUGAUUCUGGGUAUUCUGAUCUGGAGUUCCUCACAAUUACUUUGCGUUUUUAUUUUUGAUGCUAGCAGCGAGGCGCCUUUCUCUGUCGCGUUCUCCCAGCGACAGGCUGUAGUUGGGGAGGUUCAGGGAGAGCCUUCCUCAUGUCCCCGGACACACAGCCACCUUUCUCGGCUGUCUCCACACAACGAAAGACAGGAAAACCUGCUCCUAUUGAAGCCCAGCCUUGGCCCAGGUCCUGAGAAGCAUGUUCAGGGAUUGAAUUCAGUCCCAUAGGCUCACAAUAGGAUUUGAGCUGUAUGCUUUUACUGGCGCAGAAACUGGAGCAUCAAGCACCAUCUCUGAUGGCCCGCUCUUCUCCAUAGUGCUGCUUGCUGCCGGCCUUGACCUCUCUCUCUUGCCUUACACCACUCUCACCUGGACAUGGUCCUGUGCCCUGGAGCACAGCCCUGCCCUCGUGCCAGGUGACCAUGUUACAGCCACAAGUGUGCAGAGGAGGCGUGCUGUCUGUAACCGGGGAGCACUUGACAUUGCAUAGGAGCACACUCUGCACGGGAUGGGAAAGGCCACGGCGUGCCCUAGCGUGGCCGUGUAAUCGAGCAGCUUGCUGCGGGCCAUGUGUUGGCCUUUAGGACAGGCUUUGUGCUGGCCUCACCUGCCACUUGUGGUGUCUAGUUGGGAAGUAAAACGGUUGUGAAAGGGUUGUGAGUGGGGGUAGGGCACUGAUCAAACCCUGGCCUGACACGAGAGGUCAGUGCACUUCCUUCAUGGUGUCUCCUGUGGCCAAGCAGAGCCAAGGCGUGGGGCUGAAGUAGUCAUUCUCUUUAUUUCCAAUGUCUAAUAAAUACUCAGACUUGCAA